Messenger RNA from Cuscuta campestris, 483 nucleotides. Lineage: Eukaryota; Viridiplantae; Streptophyta; Magnoliopsida; Solanales; Convolvulaceae. The record is from the annotation of a GenBank genome assembly.
AUAUAUGAAUGGACGGAGGAAAGCCAAGAGACUUAAAUUGAUUAAGAAAAAGAAUUACAUAUAUACAUAGUCGCAUGUGGUGAAAGACGACGACGACGACUGGAUCGGAGUACGUAUUAGAGUUGAAUAAUAAUGGUGAUGAUGUUUGAUCGUCGUCGUCGUCGUCGUCCAAAGUGUACCGCCGCCGCCGUGGCAGUUUCUGUCUUCGGGUUGGUUCUGAUGACGUUGCCGCCGCUGUUGCCGAUACCGGUGCCCCCGCCUCCACCGCCGGCGAUUCUCCUAUUCACCCCACUUCUUAUCAUGGUUUCGCUUGCUUUUUCGGCCGCCAUUUAUCCAAGCCACCCCUAGCUAGCUAGCUAGCUAAUCGGUUAGCCGCCCCGCCCGCAGCUGCCUGCCUGGGCUAGCCCCGGCCCCAACAUUAUACGGCCCUGCAUGUGGGCUCUCUCUCUCUCUAACAGCUCUCUCAGGACACAGUCAUGCACG